Molecule: messenger RNA, 966 nt
Organism: Penicillium argentinense
Lineage: Eukaryota; Fungi; Ascomycota; Eurotiomycetes; Eurotiales; Aspergillaceae
Exons: 2
Coding region: 1-966 (321 amino acids)
Source: RefSeq, a predicted model, not a curated record
AUGAGGACCUUUAUCACCAAGCAGACAGGGCUUUUGCUCCUCCUUUCGGGAAUUGUGACCGGCGAAGCUCUCAAAAACGAAGAACGGCUCUCGUACAACGCAAGCAUACACGAGGCCAGCUUUGGGACUCUCUCGACUCGCGAUCUCUUCGGGCUUAACAGACGCGCCUAUGAAUGCAGAGCAGGAUACAGUGAAUGCGCUUACGACUCUUCACGCUGCUGCCCUUCAACAGGCGGGUGCUGCGGAAAUGGUUACUGCGCCGACUCCGACGAGGUCUGCUGUACUGGCGGAACUUGUCCCUCCGGUUGGAACUGCUGUGGGACGGACAACUGCUCGCCAAAGGACGGAGAAUGCUGUAGUGAUGGCAAAUAUUGCCUUGCUGGCUACAAAUGCAUGAUUAACAAUGGGAGAAAGGUCUGUUGCCCGAGCUCGGGCUGCUUAGGAAGUUCCGAUGAAGGAGAGGCGACAACAGCCACAAGUACUGAAACGGACACGGAGACCCUGACUACUACAACUGCCACCUAUCGCUAUCACUCCUACUACUAUACGACCUACUACUGGACGUAUUGGUACUAUUUCUGGACCUCUUAUUCCCCCUACACAGUGAAGACCGUCACCUCCACCGAAACCACGACAACCACCAUCUGGUCUGCCUACGCUACCGCCAGUGCCGAGGCGAGCGAGUCUUUUGAGUACUACAUAACCGCCAGACUCACUCCUCCGUACUCUGCUACCAGCCUGAAGAGCUCUACCGAGUCCGUUCCCAUUUCCACAGCAUCUGACAAUGACUCCACUGGCACUGCUACGGCCAGCCCCCUCGCCAAUGACGACACAGGAUCCUCGUCUAAUGAAGGAGGCGGCUUUCAAGGAACUGGUUCGGCGGGUGCAAUCUCGACAAGCGGAAAUGUUGCUUGGAUUGGCGCUGUUUUCGCGUGUGUUGUGGGCGGUCUGGCAUUUGGACUAUGA